CAAUAACCAACCUAAGGCAAAAAAAAAAAAAAAAAAAAAACUACAAGCCUAAAGAUGGAAGCUUAUUCUUUCUGGACUUUUCUUCUCACCUUGGCAACCUUAGCUUCUUUUAUCAUCUUAAUCUCAAAACGACUUAACUCAUCCCCAAAACUACACCCUCCGCCAGGUCCUAAACCAUGGCCUCUCAUAGGAAACCUGAACCUAAUCGGUCCUCUCCCACACCAGUCGCUCCACAAACUGUCCCAAAAAUAUGGUCCCAUUAUGCAACUCAAGUUCGGGUCCUUCCCGGUGGUGGUGGUGUCCUCGGCGGAAAUGGCUAAACUCAUUCUUAGAACACACGACCACGUUUUCGCUUCAAGACCCAAAACAGCCGCCGGAAAGUACACGGGGUAUAACUAUUCAAAACUCACUUGGUCUCCAUACGGCCCUCACUGGCGUCAGGGCCGUAGGAUCUUCCUGACCGAGCUUUUUAACUCGAAAAGACUCGAGUCUUAUGAGUACAUUCGCGUCGAGGAAAGGCGUCAGUUCCUUUCGCGACUAUUCGCCUUGUCAGGUAAACCCGUUGUCAUUAAAGAGCAACUCUCACGUGUGACUCUAAGCGUUAUAAGUAGAAUUGUUUUGGGUAAGAAGUACUUCAAGGAGCCCGAAUCGGCGUCGUCAACACCCGAAACGACGUCGUUGGUGAAACUGGAAGAGUUUCAGGAGAUGUUGGAUGAGUUGUUUUUGCUUAAUGGGGUGUUAAACAUUGGGGACUGGAUUCCGUUUCUUAGUUUCUUGGAUUUGCAGGGCUAUGUGAAGAGAAUGAAUAGUUUGAGUAAAAAGUUUCAUCGGUUUCAUGACCAUGUUAUUGAUGAACACAAGGCAAAUAGAAUGGAGCAGGGACAAAAGGGUAAUUUUGAACCUAAGGACAUGGUGGAUUUUCUGUUGGAGCUCCGUGAGACCCCUGACCUUGAAGUUAAGCUUAGUUAUGAUAGUAUCAAGGCAUUCAUUCAGGAAUUAGUAGCGGGAGGAACAGACACUUCAGCAACGACGGUGGAAUGGGCAAUGUCAGAGGUGAUAAGACAACCAAACAUCAUAGAAAAAGCAAAGGAAGAACUGGACAGAGUCAUAGGACAACAAAGGUGGGUCGAAGAGAGAGACAUCCCAAACCUCCCUUACAUUGACUCCAUAAUCAAAGAGACCAUGAGAAAACACCCAGUUGCUGUUUUGCUCGCCCCACACUUCGCUUUACGCGAUUGCCACGUCAGCGGCUACGACAUUCGCCAAGGCACUACGGUCUUCGUUAACACCUGGAGUUUGGGUAGAGACCCAUCGGCGUGGGACAAACCCGACGAGUUUCGGCCCGAGAGAUUCUUGGAGCCUGAUAAAAUGGGCGUGGAUAUUAACGGGCAGAGCUUCGAGCUGCUUCCAUUCGGGUCGGGUCGGCGGAUGUGUCCGGGUUACAGCUUGGGGAUUAAGAUGAUAAGCAGUAUCUUGGCGAAUAUGUUGCAUGGAUUUACGUGGAAGUUGCCUGAGACUAUGGAUGGUGAAGAUGUGAGUAUGGAGGAGGUUUAUGGAUUGGCCACUAUUCGAAAGGUCCCACUUGUUGCGGUUAUGGAGCCUCGACUUCCCAUCCAUCUUUAUUAGUUCCCUCCUUUUAAAUGCUAUCUUGUCAAUCAUUGUGUAAGUUGUUGGGAAAUAUCGAUAUUUGAUAUUAUCCGCUUUACCCUUAUAUAUCUUUCUCAUUUCUGGCUACACAGCCCACAUAAGUAAUUAGUUUUAGUUUUUUUCGGUGUGCUUUCUUGUGUGGUGAUUGAGCAUGGUUAUUUGUCCAUACAACUGUAUAAUUAUUCAGCAAUUUGUGUAUAAUAUAUUAUUGAAAAUGUAUGAAUAGUGAUAUAUAUAUUUAUGAAUCAAAAUCCUAUUAAAAAA
This is a messenger RNA of Cannabis sativa, 1911 nucleotides long. Its product is annotated as trimethyltridecatetraene synthase. The record is from RefSeq and is a predicted model, not a curated record. Gene Ontology annotation, molecular function: oxidoreductase activity, acting on paired donors, with incorporation or reduction of molecular oxygen; monooxygenase activity; iron ion binding. The transcript has 2 exons. Bases 55 to 1626 code for a protein of 523 amino acids. Lineage: Eukaryota; Viridiplantae; Streptophyta; Magnoliopsida; Rosales; Cannabaceae.